Molecule: messenger RNA, 3109 nt
Organism: Leucoraja erinaceus (little skate)
Lineage: Eukaryota; Metazoa; Chordata; Chondrichthyes; Rajiformes; Rajidae
Product: cytochrome P450 2C42-like
Exons: 9
Coding region: 144-1634 (496 amino acids)
Biological process (GO): xenobiotic metabolic process
Cellular component (GO): intracellular membrane-bounded organelle; cytoplasm
Molecular function (GO): heme binding; iron ion binding; oxidoreductase activity, acting on paired donors, with incorporation or reduction of molecular oxygen, reduced flavin or flavoprotein as one donor, and incorporation of one atom of oxygen
Source: RefSeq, a predicted model, not a curated record
GGGUCAUUGCAAUCUCUUCCCACCCCACCCAUUGUAGGAGGCAACUCGUUUUCCCCUUUUAACAGAGGCAGCAAGGCACGGGACUUUCAGAAGCCAAGGCUGCAGCAGCUAGUGAGUGACCACUGGUGCCGACCGGACCAGCCAUGGAACUGAGUGUCACCGCUGUGAUCUUAGCUCUGACUGCAAUCCUCUGUCUUUACUGCUGGAACAACAGGGGGAAGAGAAGCCGGCUGCCCCCGGGACCCCCCGCCUUCCCACUCAUCGGCAACUCGCUAAACAUCGACAAGCGAGCCCCUGAUCGCUCACUAAUCCAGCUCGGCAGGAAGUACGGCCCGGUGUUCACCAUCUGGCUGGGCCCCAGGCCCGCCGUGGUGCUCUGCGGAUACAAGGCCGUGAAGGAGGCUCUUGUCAACCAGGCAGACGAUUUUGGUGCCCGGGGAACGGUCCCCUCGAUCAGCAAGGUGACGAGAGGAUACGGGAUCGCCAGCAGUAACGGCCCGCGGUCCCGCCAGCUGCGCAGCUUCGCCAUCACCGCCCUCGGUCACCGCGGCAACGGCACGUCGACGCUGGAAGGGUUCGUGCAGCAGGAGGCGGAGACGCUGGUGGAAGCCUUCACAAAGACCCAAGAGUUGCCCUUUGACCCCACCUUCCGGCUCACGUGUGCCACGGCCAACAUCAUGUGCGCCGUGGUCUUUGGCUGCCGCUUUGACCACACGGACCCCAAGCUGCUGGCUCUACUCCACAUGAUGGAUGAAAACAUGAAGGUCAUCAGUAGCCCUUGGGGGCAGCUCUACGAUCUGCUCCCAAACCUCCUGGACUGCCUCCCAGGUCCGCACAACAGGCUCUUCGAAAAUGCGAAUAAAAUAAAGAGCUUCCUGAGAGAAAUGAUCCAACUGCACAAGGACACGCAUAGGGAGGGCACGCCACGCGACUUCAUCGAGAGUUUCCUCGCCAAGAUGGAGGAGGAGGAAAGUAACCCGAGAUCGGAGUUCAACGAUGAGAAUCUUCUCCUGUCCACGUUUAACAUCUUUCUUGCCGGGACUGACACCACGGGCUCCACCAUGCGCUGGGGGCUCCUGCUCUUUCUCAAAUACCCAGAGGUGCAGGAAAAGAUACAAAGUGAGAUUGAUCGGGAAAUCGGGAUGGAUCGCACACCGUGCAUGGGAGACCGGGAGAAGAUGCCGUACACCAAUGCCGCCAUCCAUGAGAUCCAGCGAUACGCCAACAUCAUCCCUCUCAACCUCCCCCACACCGUCACCAGAGACACAGAGUUCCGGGGAUUCCUGAUCCCAAAGGGAAUGCUUGUGAUUCCACUGCUGUCUUCUGUUUUGUACGAUCCCAGUUGCUGGGAGACUCCAGAAUCGUUCAACGUCCACCAUUUUCUGGAUGAGAGGGGUCAGCUGAAGCACAAGGAUGCCUUCCUGCCAUUUUCAACAGGGAACCGAAUGUGUAUCGGUGAGAAGGUGGCUGAGAUGCAACUCUUCAUCUUCCUAACCACCCUGCUACAGAAGUUCACCUUCAGGUCGCCGGUGGAACCCUCUGCCAUUGACAUCAGUCCCCUGUCGAGUGGGUUCUCCACGCUGCAUCACCCCUACCAGCUCUACUGCAUUCCCCGAAGGCCAGCCAGCGAGUGAAGUUGCCAAGACCGCCACACGCACACACACACACGAUCCGCCAAGUGUUGGCGCGCUAUAAGUAAAGGCAGGAAAUGCCGGAAACCCAGAUCAAGUCAGGCAGCAUCUGCGGAGAGAGAAUCGACGUCACUAGCUCACCGUGACGAUUUUCAUCAGACUAGGAAAUUUUGAAAAACGGACAAAUGGUGGAGAAGUGGGGGAAUGACAGCACAUCCCUUUAGGAAGGAGAUGAGGAGGAAUUUAUUUAGCCAGAGGGUGGUGAAUCUGUGGAAUUCAUUGCCACAGAAGCCUGUGGAGGCUAAUUCAAUGGAUAUUUUCAAGGCGGAGAUUGACAGAUUCUUGAUUAGUACGGGUGUCAGGGGUUACGGGGAGAAGGCAGGAGAAUUGGGGUUGAGAGGGAAAGAUAGAUCAGCCAUGAUUGAAUAGAUUUGAUGGGCCGAAUGGCCAAAUUCUGCUCAUAUAACUAAAAAAUACGUGAAUUAAGACCAUAAAACAUAGGAGCAGAUUUAGGCCAUUCAGCCCAUUGAGUCUGCUCUGCCAUUCGAUCUAUUUUUCCUUCUCAAACCCAUUCUCCUGCCUUCACACCAUCACCUUUGACGCCCUUGAUAAUCAAGAACCUCUGCCUUAAAAGUGCCAAUGUCUUGGUCUCCGCUGCCAUCUGCGGCAAUGAAUUCCACAGAUUUACCAUUCUCCAGUUAAAGAAAUUGCUUCUCAUCUCCAUUGUAAAGGUACGUCCUUUUAUUCUGAAGGGAAUAUAUGGCGGAGCAUUCGAGCAAAUACUGUAGACACUGCCUGGCAUUCUCGGGAUUCUCCUUUAUGUCAGCAACUGUUACUUUGUCCAUCCAACCUUUCCAAUAAUGUGUAGGAAGGAACUGCAGAUGCUGGUUUGGACCGAAGAUAGACACAAAAUGCUGGAGUAACUCAGCGGGACAGGCAGCAUCUCUGGAGAGAAGGAAUGGGUGAUGUUUCAGGUUAAGGAUGUUUAGAAGGAUGAGAGGGCAUCUCAUUGAAACAGAUAAGAUUGUUAAGGGUUUGGACACGCUAGAGGCAGGAAACAUGUUCCCGAUGUUGGGGGGGGUCCAGAACCAGGCAGUCGUUCCAGGUGCGACAAAGGUUCACCUGUAUCUCCUCCAACCUCAUCUACUGCAUCCGCUGCUCUAGACGUCAGCUGAUUUACAUCGGGGAGACUAAGCGGAGGUUGGGCGAUCGUUUCGCAGAACACCUCCGCUCAGUCCGCAAUAACCUACCUGACCUCCCGGUGGCUCAGCACUUCAACUCCCCCUCCCAUUCCCAAUCCGACCUCUCUGUCCUGGGUCUCCUCCAUUGCCAGAGUGAGCAACACCGGAAAUUGGAGGAACAGCACCUCAUAUUCCGCCUGGGUUGCUUGCAUCCGGUUGGCACGAACAUUGAAUUCUCCCAAUUUUGCUAGCCCUUGCUGUCUCCUCCCCUUCCUUAACCCUCGAGCCGUCUCCUCC